AUGGCGUCUUCUUCUAAAGUAUGCAGAUUAUCAUCGAAGAUACAUUCUUUAACCCAGAAGCUUGGCAAGACGUCCAUACCCUCUCCCAUUAGAUCUUCAUCUCCAUCCUCUGCAACUUCCCAUAUCAAUCGAUCUUUUAGAUUGCCAGUGGAGCUGAGUAGCUGUGUAUCACUGUAUCCGCUACACAGCGCAAUAGCAUCAGCUAGAUUGAUAUCAAGCUUGUCUGUUGAAUCUAAGAGCUGGGGCUUAGUUCCUCAAGGUAUUUCGAUGCCUUUAUGA
This is a messenger RNA of Microthlaspi erraticum, 279 nucleotides long. The record is from the annotation of a GenBank genome assembly. Lineage: Eukaryota; Viridiplantae; Streptophyta; Magnoliopsida; Brassicales; Brassicaceae.